Stylophora pistillata is the source of this 2466-nucleotide messenger RNA. RefSeq names its product dynein regulatory complex protein 1. The record is from RefSeq and is a predicted model, not a curated record. Gene Ontology annotation, biological process: cilium-dependent cell motility; regulation of cilium movement; axonemal dynein complex assembly. Gene Ontology annotation, cellular component: axonemal dynein complex; axoneme. Lineage: Eukaryota; Metazoa; Cnidaria; Anthozoa; Scleractinia; Pocilloporidae.
AAUACAGUCAGCCGAACAGUUGUGAGUUGAACAUUUCAUGGACAAUUUUCUUGUAGAAAUUUGAUUGGAAAACGAACGAUAUGAAUUCCCAUGAAGACGAAGAGGAGGAAGGACCAUCUGUGGAUUCUGAAAAUGCAGAAGAACGGAUAGCUGCGCGGAGAAUCCGAAUACAAAGACGUCUUGAAGCAGCAAGAAGGGAAGCAAGUGGAGAGGAUGCUGCGAAGAAGAAGCCAGUUGAUUCAGAGAAAGAUGCACUUAAAAGUCGAAAACAAAUGGAAGACAGCAGACAGCGCUUGGUCAAACUGAAAUCUGAUGGCACAGAACUGGUCACCAAUGUUCAUGUUGCAGCUGAUGCGAGAGAGUCCACAAGGAGGCUUGAGGAAGAAGAACAACGAAGGCAAAGAAAUGAGAAGCUUGAAGCAGAAGCCAAAUCUGCUACUGAAAAAUUUGAUGAGGUAGAGUUGGCAUUUUUUAAUAAUAUCCAGAUCACUAGAGCAUUGAAUACAAUACAAUACAUAUAUCUUAUUAACCAACAAAAAGGUGCAUGUGACAGUAUGAUAGAUGAGAAGAAUAAGCUCAUCCAUGACUUUCAACAGGAGCUCAAAGCCAAAGAUGACCAGUAUGUAAAAGACUUGAAAAAAGCAGCUGAAGAUGUUGAUCUCAUGGUGGAUAGAAUGGAAGAGCAGAUGAACCAGUUAACAAAAGCGUACAGAGAAGAACUCACUCAGAUUGAGAAAGCUUUUGUGACUGAACGGGGUGAAUUGAUUGAGAGCAACAGAAAGAAAUGGGAGUCAUCCAUGCAGCAGAGACACGACAAAGAGGUCGAGUACAUGGAUUCUCGACGAAAGAGAGUUGAAGACCAUGAAAAUCAGUUACAAACCUUGAGAGUCCAAGAUGCAGAGGAAUACAACAUGGUGAAAAUAAAACUGGAGACAGAUGUACAAAUAUUGGAGCAGCAGUUACAACAGAUGAAGGCCACAUACCAGUUAAACCAAGAGAAGCUGGAGUACAACUUUCAAGUGCUGAAGAAACGCGACGAGGAGAACACUAUCACAAAAUCUCAACAGAAACGUAAAAUCACCAGACUUCAAGAUGUCCUUAACAAUCUUAAACAGAAGCUAGCCAAGCAAGAAAAACAGUAUAGAGAGGAUAAUCAAAGUUUAAUAGAUGAUUACAAAAGAAUUACAGAACAGUUUAGAGAACUACAAAAAAAGUCAAGGCAUUUUCAAACAACAGAUCAGAAGAAGUUCCAGGAUGUGUGGGCAAUGAAUGAGGAGCAAGUUAGGGAACUGGUGCAUAGCGUGCUGGAGGCAGAUAGAAUUAUUCAUGAACAUCAACUGGGUCUGCCAUGGGAGCCACCUAAUCUAGAUUUCAUGGAGGCUGCCAAGACUGCAGAACAAACUAAUGGAAGUAAAGAACACAAAAUGUCUGCAACACAGAUGGCUCAUGAGAUCAUGUCUGGAGUUGGGACAGAUGAUGGAGAGGAUGAUAUUGAAAAGAGUUCAGUUGGUGGCAAGCAAGAUGGACAAACAGGAGGGAGAAAAUUGUCUGCAAAAACCAUCAAAGCUGUCUUGGAACUCAUCUGUGAUGAGGCUGGAUUUCUUGUGGAGUCCAAACUUACCAAACUACUUGCUCCUCUUGAAAAAGAUGAACAAUCUUUGAUGAAGCUAGAUGCCAUCUUUGCAGCACUGGGUGUAGAUACAGAAGAUGACAUCUAUCUGCUGUCAAACUACUUUCUUGGUCAUGGAGAGGAUGAACAAGCAACAGAAGGGAGUGAGAAAGGAAUGAAGGAUGGUGAAAUGGCAAGAGAAAAAGCAACCAUAGAAGAAACAGCUGGUGAAAUGGAUGAAAGGGGAAAGGAAGAUGAGGACGGAUCUGUAGUGUUGAGUGUGGACGAGAAGGCAAGCAAUUCACCAUCUGUCAAAGCGCAUUUGUUAGAAAUGAAGAACCUUAUUCACCCAAAUGAAGUUGUGAAAGCUUUGAGACAAUUUGUGCAAGACAACCGUAAACCACAGAAGGAGGCGAAGCGACAAAGUCUUAAGCUGGGAACUGGAGUUGGAAAAGUCACCACACUUGAUGAAAGNUUCUGGCAAAAUGCGGCUUCAGUUAUAGAUGUAAAGGAAGAGCGAGUUUGGACAGCUUUGUUAGAUGGGUUUGAAAAGUACUUGGCAGUGUUGACCGAGAGGGCAGCUUUGAUCCAAGAAACAGAUGCACUUCAACAGCAGAAUGCAGAGCUAAGGAUGCUUCUCCAUCAGUAUGUGAACUCCAGAGUGAAUCAAGAGCUUGAAAUUCCACCCACCAGAAUACUCCAGGCAGAACUAUCCAAAGAACAUGAAUGAACUAUACCUUACCUUAAGCUUGUAAAUAUCAUUUGUAGAAGUGCGUCAUAUUUAUUGAAAUAAAUAAAAAUAUCCAAAUUUGAUUUGUGCAAUGCUUAUGAGGAAGUUGCACACAAUCACAAUUCAA